Molecule: messenger RNA, 1333 nt
Organism: Micropterus dolomieu (smallmouth bass)
Lineage: Eukaryota; Metazoa; Chordata; Actinopteri; Centrarchiformes; Centrarchidae
Product: programmed cell death 1 ligand 1-like
Exons: 3
Coding region: 428-1051 (207 amino acids)
Biological process (GO): T cell costimulation; positive regulation of T cell proliferation; immune response
Cellular component (GO): external side of plasma membrane
Source: RefSeq, a predicted model, not a curated record
AAAUAAAACAUUUAUUCUCUUUUAGGCCGCAGAUUAGUUUCAAAAGUGAUCUGAGCCUUAUAAAGAGUUUAUAGCAGUUAGUCUUUUUGUGUAAACUAGAGUAAUAUUGUAUUUAAUUGUAUAGAAUACAUACAUGAACAGUAUCUGUGGCUGUCACCUUAUAAUUGAGCCCAGUUCAUGACUGACUGACGGCCUCUUGCGAAACAGUCUGCUGGGCGGAGUUUAUGCUAAACAGGCUAUUGUGCGAAAUUUAUGCUAAACAGGCUAUUGUGCGAAGUUGUUGCCUCACAACCCACAAAUGGACUUCCCUCUUGUGAUCAUAAGCACAAGCCGCUCACGCUUGAUUAUCAGAUCAGUGAAAGUCAGCCGCUGCGAUCAAGCUCAAAGUUUCUGAGGAGGGGACCAGCUCAUUUCUCUCUCAGCUGACAUGCGACUCGCGGUUUUCUUCUGUUUCAUGAUCUUCACUCUGCUCUCUGCAUCUGGAGAUGUGGUACAAGUGAAACCUGGAGAUAAUGUCACUCUGUCAUGUCAGGCUGGAGAUGUCUUCAUCAGAGCUGUAGAGUGGACCAGACCAGACCUGGAGCCAGACUACGUCGUCUUUCACAGAGAUGGACUCUCAGAUCCAACCCACCAGCAUCCAUCCUUUAAGGACCGGGUGCAGCUGGUGGACAGAGAGCUGAAGGACGGAGACGUGUCUUUACUUCUGAAGAAUGUGAGCAGCAACGACGCUGGAACAUACGAGUGUCGAGUUGCAGCAGGAGGAUCAAGACGUAAGAGAGCCAUUAUUGAGAGUGAGCCAAUCAGAAUCAUCCAGCUGGAGGUUUCAGGGUCCAACAGCGGAGACGUCGAGGAGGGAAACCAAAUCAACAGAAACCCCACAGAGAGAAACUACGCUCGUAAUUAUGUUGGACUGGGAGCAGCCUUAUUUCUGGUUUGCUUAGCUGCUGUUGGAUUGGUUGUUUUCUGGAAAUAUAAAAAACAUACAGACAGGAAAUCAGAACAGUCUGCUGCUGAUGAACAGAUCAGCUUGUCACAGACUCCUCCCACCUGACCACAUGUAUCAUGUGUUCAACAUGAUUUCCAGUCUUUCUGUGGGGGUGAAUAGGAUUGGGUAUCUGUUGUUGUGAAUUAUUUUGGAGCAUAAUAGCCUAAAUUGUUAUCAUUAAUUACUAGAGCAAUGGUGGUGUGUGAAAACUCUACAAAUCUGAGUGUAUGUGCUCCUUUCUGUAUCUAACUGCCCAGGCACACGUGUGUGUGUGAGCAAGUUCGUGUGCUUUGGGAGAAAAGGGAGGGAGCACAGUGAGAUAUCAUCAAAAAUACCUGCAAAGUAAAA